AUGGAUAAUAUUGCUGUUAGAAAGCAAGACUUUUCUGCAUCCUCAUCAGAUAGUGGUAUUGAUGCAAAAGAACAUAAUUAUGAUAAACCUAUUUCUUAUGAUCCACCAAGAAGUGAACUUCUUGAUAGAAGAACAAUUGAAAAAGACUUUUCUACAGAGGCUUAUUUAAAUGAUUUUUAUUCUACUGUUGAUGAUUGUGCUAUGCAAAUGGUUUUAUGUUAUUUACCACAAUUUGCUGCAAGAAUUGGUAAAAAAAAAAGAUUACUUGAUUUUGGUGCUGGUCCAACUAUUCAUGUACCAUGUUGUUUUAGAAAUUAUGUUGAUGAGUUUUUCUUAGCUGAUUAUUUACCACAAAAUCGUAAUGAACUUAUGAAUUGGUAUAACAAAACAUCUAAAUUUAAUUGGUCAAAACCAUUAAAAAUGAUAGUUAAUAGUGAAAUGGGAGAUUUAACAAAAUUAGGAGAAAUAGAAAAUUUAUCUAGAUCAAAGAUUAAAGCAAUUAUUCAUUGUGAUGCUUUUAAAGAUCCUUCAAUUAAUUGUCAUCCAUGUUAUAGAAAAACUUUUGAUAUAAUAACAAGUCUUUUUUGUCUUGAAUAUUGUACAGAGACAAAUGAAGAAUUUAAAAAAUGUAUUAAUAAUGUUUUAAAACAAUUGAAACCUGGUGGUUAUUAUAUAAUGGGUGGUGUAAUGGAAGAAACAUGGUGUUCAUUUAACAAUAAAAAAUUUCUUUGUCUUUAUCUUACAGAAAAAGUUCUUUUUGAUGCUCUAAGAGAAGCUGGUAUGGAUGUGGACAAUGAAAAAGAAACAAUAUUUAUAAAUAACAAUGGAAUGUAUAUGAUUUUAUCCAAAAAGAAAAGCACUUAA
Strongyloides ratti is the source of this 864-nucleotide messenger RNA. Its product is annotated as Methyltransferase, NNMT/PNMT/TEMT family and Putative NNMT/PNMT/TEMT methyltransferase, nematoda family-containing protein. The transcript has 3 exons. The coding region runs from base 1 to 864 and encodes 287 amino acids. Gene Ontology annotation, molecular function: N-methyltransferase activity. The record is from RefSeq and is a predicted model, not a curated record. Gene Ontology annotation, cellular component: cytosol. NCBI's taxonomy places the organism in Eukaryota, Metazoa, Nematoda, Chromadorea, Rhabditida, Strongyloididae.